Molecule: messenger RNA, 2276 nt
Organism: Amborella trichopoda
Lineage: Eukaryota; Viridiplantae; Streptophyta; Magnoliopsida; Amborellales; Amborellaceae
Gene: ABCF1
Product: ABC transporter family protein
Molecular function (GO): ATP binding; ATP hydrolysis activity
Source: RefSeq, a predicted model, not a curated record
ACCCACCGCUUCAACCCCCUCUUCUCGACCCCUCCUCCAGUGGACACUUUCUCUCUCAUCCGACGAGAACCGCUUCUCUUUCUCUCUCUAACUCCUGCUAUAGCACCUGCUUCCAGAGAUAUUUAUCACUUUAAAGGGUUUCAUCAGCUUGAUCUUUGAAAAGGAGGAUAAAGGAGAGAGAAGAUGGUGUCCGAUGCUAGCAAGAAGAAGGCAGCUGCCAAGAAGGCUGCUGCUGCCGCGAAGCGAGGAGGUAAGUCUGGGGCUGGGGCAUCAAAGGCUGCCGAGGCUCAGAAUGGAGUUGAUAAGUUGGCCAAUGGAGUUGGUGGGAUUCAUUUAUCUGAUCGCACUUGCACUGGAGUUCUUUGUUCACACCCCCUAUCCCGAGAUAUCCAUAUAGAAUCCUUAUCUGUUACCUUCCACGGCCACGAUCUCAUAGUUGAUUCCGAAUUGGAGCUCAAUUAUGGAAGGCGCUAUGGUUUGCUUGGGCUGAAUGGCUGUGGAAAGUCCACUCUUUUGGCAGCUAUAGGAUGCAGAGAACUCCCAAUUCCAGAACACAUGGAUAUCUUUCACCUUACAAGGGAGAUCGAGGCUUCUGAUUUGUCGGCAUUAGAAGCGGUUGUCAGCUGUGAUGAAGAAAGACUGAGAUUGGAGAAAGAAGUCGAGACACUAGCUGCACAGGAUGAUGGUGGUGGAGAGGCUCUUGAUCGUAUUUAUGAGCGUCUAGAGGCAAUGGAUGCAUCGACGGCUGAGAAGCGUGCAGCAGAGAUCUUGUAUGGUCUGGGCUUCUCUAAACAGAUGCAGGCCAAGAAGACUAGAGAUUUCUCUGGUGGGUGGCGUAUGAGAAUCGCGUUGGCAAGAGCUUUGUUCAUGAAUCCCACCAUUCUAUUACUAGACGAACCCACAAAUCAUCUUGAUCUAGAAGCAUGUGUUUGGUUGGAGGAGACACUAAAGAACUUUGAUCGCAUCCUGGUGGUGGUCUCCCACUCACAGGACUUCCUCAAUGGGGUGUGCACCAACAUCAUCCACAUGCAGAACAAGAAGCUGAAGCUCUACACUGGUAACUACGAUCAAUACGUUCAAACGCGCCAAGAGCUCGAGGAGAACCAGAUGAAGCAAUACAGGUGGGAGCAGGAGCAGAUUGCCUCCAUGAAAGAGUACAUUGCUCGUUUUGGUCAUGGUUCUGCAAAGCUCGCACGCCAAGCUCAAAGCAAGGAGAAAACCCUUGCGAAAAUGGAGCGUGGUGGUCUCACUGAGAAGGUGGUGAGGGAUAAAGUCUUGGUCUUUCGCUUCACUGAUGUGGGUAAGCUCCCCCCUCCUGUUUUACAGUUCGUUGAAAUUGCCUUUUGGUACACCCCGGAAAACAUCAUAUACAAGAAGCUGGAUUUCGGGGUUGACCUAGACUCGAGGAUCGCUUUGGUGGGUCCUAAUGGGGCAGGGAAGAGCACACUAUUGAAGCUAAUGGCUGGGGAUCUAGAGCCCAAGGAUGGGAUGGUGAGGAGGCAUAACCAUUUGAGAAUUGCUCAAUACCAUCAGCACUUGGCUGAGAAGCUCGACCUUGAAAUGUCCGCUUUGCAGUACAUGAUGAAGGAAUACACGGGCAAUGAGGAGGAGAAGAUGAGGGCAGCCAUUGGAAAAUUCGGGCUUACUGGAAAAGCUCAGGUGAUGCCUAUGAAUAACUUAUCAGAUGGGCAAAGGAGCCGAGUCAUUUUCGCAUGGUUAGCUUGGAGGCAGCCACACCUAUUGUUGCUCGAUGAACCAACUAACCAUUUGGAUAUUGAAACCAUUGAUUCGCUUGCUGAAGCCCUCAAUGAGUGGGAUGGGGGGAUGGUGCUCGUUAGUCACGAUUUCCGUCUCAUCAACCAGGUGGCCAAGGAGAUUUGGGUGUGUGAGAACCAAGUGGUUACAAGGUGGGAGGGUGAUAUCAUGGACUUCAAGAACCAUCUCAAGGCGAAAGCGGAGUUAUGAGCUAGUUUUCGAGUGAGCCCCUGGCCCUAUGAUUUCUAUUACUUAUAUUUCAAUGAUUACCAGAUGCUAGCUAGCUAGCUAUUACGUUGUUGCUUUAGUGUCUACCUAUCUUUUAGAGAACAUAAUGUUUGUAUUUUAGGGAUGCAUGUAACGGGGGCUAGGGUCUUACCUUGAACCGCUGCACUUUUUGGUUUGGGUAGAGUUUUUCACGGCAAAAUUCAUGUUUUAGAUCAUACACACGUAUUCUUUUGACAUGUAUUAAAGUAAAAUACCUAAAUUUGGAUAUGAUACAUGGAGUGUUCUAUUCAUUA